Messenger RNA from Hibiscus syriacus, 2268 nucleotides. RefSeq names its product bZIP transcription factor 17-like. Gene Ontology annotation, cellular component: endoplasmic reticulum membrane; nucleus. Lineage: Eukaryota; Viridiplantae; Streptophyta; Magnoliopsida; Malvales; Malvaceae. The record is from RefSeq and is a predicted model, not a curated record. Gene Ontology annotation, molecular function: DNA-binding transcription factor activity.
ACUACAAAGUCGAUCGAAAUCCUUCAUUCUACCUUCUAAAACCCGCCGGAUUUACUAGCUCCCGCCACCCGAAUCCGAAAUUCAAUGGCGGAAGCGCCGGUUGAACCCCAACUGAGCGCCGAAUUGGAAUUGCUGGCCAUUCCCCCUAUGGAUCCGUUGUAUCUCUCCUCAGAUCUAGAGUUUCUUCUCGACGACAACCAUGAUUUCCAGCUUACCUUCGACGACUUAGACGAAUUGUACUUUCCGGACGUGAUCGUGCCCGAUUCUUCCGGAGCUACACCCGAAUCUUACGUGGAAGGGUACCUUAAUUCUUCCUCCCCGGAAUUUGAUAGUUGCUGCGGCCAGACCGGUAAUUCACACUCUCCUGUCUCGUCUUUAGGCUGAAAUUGCGGUUCGGCCGUUUCUGGGAACAUUAACGUUGCGUCGGCGGAUUCUGGAACCGAUGUCGAUCAAAAGAUUGAUGUUGAAGAAUUGGGUAAAAGGCGAACGUCUAAAAGGAGGAUGGUUCAUGAAGAAGCUGAUUCCGUCAAGUGUAGAAAAUCAUCGCUGCUGACUGUGAACAAUUCUAGCACCAGUUCUGAUAAUAAGUCAAAUUCUCUGAGCGAAGAGGAGGAGAAAAGGUGGGCGAGGCUCAUGAGGAACAGAGAGAGUGCGCAGCUAUCAAGGCAGCGGAAGAAGCAUUACGUGGAAGAGCUGGAAGAUAAGGUUAGGACAAUGCAUUCCACGAUUUCUGAUAUGAAUAAUAAGAUAGCUUAUUUUAUGGCGGAAAAUGCUACCUUGAGACAGCAAUUAAGUACCGGUGGUGGUGGUGCUGCUGGAAUGUGCCCUCCACAGCCAAUGCCUAUUCCAAUGUAUCCACCAAUGGCAUACCCUUGGAUGCCAUGUGCUCCGCAGUAUAUGAUGAAGACUCCAGGGUCUCAAGUGCCAUUGGUACCUAUCCCUAGGCUGAAACCACAGCAGCAAUCGAAACCGGCUUCUAAAUCUAAAAAGGGUGACAGCAAAACUAAGAAGGUUGCAAGUGUUAGUUUAUUAGGAAUGUUGUUUUUCGUGUUAUUAUUCAGUGGUUUGGUCCCAAUUUUGAACCUAAGAUAUGAAAAUAUACCUGUUGGGUCUGGUUUUGUUGGAGAUGGAUUUUACAAGGUGCAUGGUGGGAAAGUUUUGAGAGUUGAUAGUCAUUUAAAUGGGUCUAACUAUGGUAGGAAUUUUGACAUUAGCAAUAGAGUUAAUUGUAGAAGCUCAGAGCCCAGUGUUGAGAAAAAGAAACUGGUGCAAAACGCUAGUGAGCCUCUCACUGCUUCCUUGUAUGUACCGAGAAAUGAUAAGCUUGUGAAAAUUGAUGGCAACCUGAUAAUUCAUUCAGUUCUGGCCAGUGAGAAAGCUGUAGCUUCUCAUAAGGCUUCUGAAAUAAAGAAUAAAGAGACAGGUUUGGCCAUCCCUAAGAACUUCCCUCCAGCUCUUGCCAUUCCUGAUGCCAUAGAGCAUGGAGGAAAGCAUUCACGUGAAUACAGAAAUCAUGCAGAAAGACAUAUGGCUCUUUCUUCAGGUUCUGCUGAUGCUUUGAAGGACCAUUUCAAGUCGACUGCCGCCGAUGGUAAGAUGCAGCAGUGGUUCCGGGAAGGAGUGGCAGGACCAAUGUUGAGUUCGGGCAUGUGCACAGAAGUGUUCCAGUUUGACAUCUCUGCUCCAGGAGCUAUCGUUCCAGCUUCCUCCGUUACCAAUGAAUCUUCCAAACAACGUCAAAAUACUACCAUGCAUAACAAGGGAAGAAACAGAAGGAUUCUCCAUGGUCAUCCUGUUCCUCUCUCUAGUUCUGAUCUGAACAUAACCCAGCAGCAUGCUAGCAGAAAUUCCGGAAAGCAAAAUUUUCAAGGUAACAAAACUGCUUCUUCUAUGGUAGUAUCCGUGCUUAUUGAUCCCAGAGAGGCCAGUGAUGGGGAUAUGGAUGACGUGAUUGUACCGAAAUCUCUUUCUCGGAUCUUUAUUGUUGUGCUUUUAGACAGUGUCAAGUAUGUUACGUAUUCUUGUGGACUUCCACGAUCUGGUCCGCAUCUCGUGACUGCUUAAGGGACAAAAGAAGGGUUGCUACUUCGGCUUCUAGUUUAUAUACUUAUAUACAGACACAAUAACAGAGUAACUAUUAGGCGGUAGCGGCUAGUAACUACUUCUAUAGCAUUUUAACCUCUCUUUGUAGUCUGGAUCUGUUUUCUAAAAUAUCUUUAGCUUUUUGGCUUUCUUGCACACGUUGCCAAUUUGAUUAUGUUUGCAAUA